AUGAGCUUUGCCUCGGGCACCUCUUUCGAAAAGCAGCAUCUCUGGAUGUAUCUGCAGGCGCUCAACUUCGAGCCAGGCCCUGCGACCAUUGCCUGUGGAAAGAUCGUGUCGCACACGCACCUUGGAGUGAACAUGUUUGACAAGCUGAACCGUGAUGCCUUUCAUAUAGUUUCUUAUUUUUUGUUUCAAACUCUGGACCAGUCUCUCACCAAAGAAGUUUUCAAAUUUUGUUGGCCUCCAUUUGAUCAAAAAAGUGAUACUGAAUUCCGGAAACAUUGCUGUGAAUGGUUAAAAAGGAUUUCUGCUGAAUAUGGAAGUGGCUUUCCUCAAGUUGUUGGUUCUCUGUUUCUUUCUCCUGGUGGUCCUAAGUUUAUUCAUCUGAUGUAUCAUUUUGCAAGAUUUGUUGCAAUAAAAUAUAUUAAAACCAAUUCUAAAAAUGCUUCUCUGCGUUCUACAGAGGCAUUUAACAUAAAGCCACAAGAUUUGCACAAAUGCCUUGCCAGGUGCCAUGUAGCACGUAACAGAUUUUUACAAAUUUUGCAAAGAGAAGAUUAUGUUACCCAAAAAUAUAAGGAAUAUAUACAGUUAUCAGUUAAGCAAGUACGAAAUUCAAGGUCUGAAUAUAUAGGAUUGCAAAAUCAAAUAAAAACCAUGGGACCCUGUGAUGACCAAAGUGAUAUACAAGAGAAAAUUCAAAAGGUUCGGUCUUUGUGGGCUUCAGUGGAGGAAAAACUCACGGUCUUGGAAAAAGAGAGAGAAGUUGUUAGUUCAGUCCUUAGUCUUGUUAACCAAUAUGCUUUAGAUGGAACUAAUGUUGUUAUUAAUAUUCCAAGGCUCUUACUUGAUGAAAUUGAGAAACAAAUGUGUCAGUUGCACAUAGGAAAUGUUUAUGAGGCUGGAAAAUUGAACCUCUUAACAGUUAUUCAGUUAUUAAAUGAAGUCUUGAAAGUAAUGAAAUAUGAACGUUGUCAGGCUGACCAACCAAGAUUGACAAUAGACCUUCGCCACCUUGAAAAAGAGACCAAAUUUCAGAGGGAAAGAUUAUCAGAUCUGAAGCAUAUGAGUCUAAUUAAAAAAAAUUCAACUCCAGCUGUGGAUCUUUUACCACCUAUGUCUCCCCUCUCCUUUGAUCCUGCCUCAGAAGAAGUAUAUGCAAGGAGUGUUCUUUUCCAGUAUCCUGCUUCACUUCAAGAUACACCUAAGCAACAUAACCGGGAAAAUGGUUGCAGAAGAGACAGUGAUACUUUGGGAGCUGUGCAUAAUCUAGCCGACAGUCCAACUUCCCCAACUAUUAUAGGUGAAGGACAGGACAUGAAAAUAAGAACUCCCAAAGAGAAAAAUGAAACAAUUUCUAAGAAAAUACCAGAAUUUGAAGCGGAAGAUUCUCCAUUAUCAGAUAUUGCAAAGAAUACAGAAAGUAGUGCAUUUGGAGGAUCUCUGCCAGCCAAAAAAAAUGAUCCAUUCCAAAAAGAGCAAGAUCAUCUGGUAGAAGAGGUUGCCAGGGCAGUUUUAUCUGAUUCACCCCAGCUCUCUGAAGGAAAAGAAGUAAAAUUAGAGGAACUAAUUGAUUCUUUAGUUUCUAACCCCUUCUUAACAAGGAACCAAAUUCCCCGUACUCCAGAAAACUUGAUAACUGAAAUCAGGAGCUCAUGGAGAAAAGCUAUUGAAAUGGAAGAUAACAGAAGUGAGGAACCAAUUCAAAUGGAUACUGAACGUAGAGAAGUACUACAUAAUCAAAGAGAACUUAGCAUGGCCAGUUUUCUCUUAGAAACCACUGUGUCAGAUAUUGGCCAGUCUCAUUUGCCUGAAGAGAAGGUUGUUUCAGAUUGCAAGUGUGUACCUCAGAAAUAUGCGGUGACCAGUCACAUAGGUGAACCAACAACACAAAGUCAGUCAGAUUUGUUAAAUAAGGAAAUAAUUUUCAAGCAAGAUUUAGAACGUACAGUUUUAUCAACCAGGUUUUCAGAAACUAGCCAAAUAGCAAUAUUCUCGCCUGCCAUAGGCAGUAGGAUAGAUGUGAUGGGCAGUGGUGAAGAGCAACAUAUGAAAAUAUUGGACCACUCACAAGCUUCUAGUAACAAACCUUCCAUGAAUAAAACUACAUUAUGGGACUCUUUUCAACUACCAAGUGGUAUUGGUUCUAAGAGUUUUAAGGAUAUUGAUUUUGGCAUAUUACAUGAAACUCUUCCAGAAGAAGUUGGUCACCUAAGUCUUAGUAGCUCCAGUAGUUUAGAGGCCAGUUUUAAACUGGAACCAAAUAGUCCUGUGCACAGUGACCUUUUUCCAGAAGAUGUGGGAGAAAGACAGACUACCCCAGAAUCAAACUUCAAUUUUCAGGCUAUUUGCAGUAGAUAUGAGGCUCUGAAGAAAUCUCUUUCCAAGAAAAGGGAAGACUCUUGCCUCUCAAAUACUGAAACACUUGAAAAACGCAAGCCAGAAUUGAGCCCCACUCUCCAAAAUGUGCAAACAGAUGAUGUGUUUGACUCUCAUAAUUUGCACACUGAGUAUACAAAACCAUCUUUACGCCUGUCUCUUGGUCAAAGAAAACAGUCUCUUUCACCGCUAAUUAAGUUUUCUCCAGUGGAGCAAAGAUUGAAGACCACAGUGCCAUGUAGUCUUGGAGAACUGCCUAAUUUAAAAGAAGGAGACAUCUUGAAUAAGAGCCUUGAUGCAACAGAAUCUCCAUCUGACUUGACAAGAUGA
Molecule: messenger RNA, 2703 nt
Organism: Propithecus coquereli (Coquerel's sifaka)
Lineage: Eukaryota; Metazoa; Chordata; Mammalia; Primates; Indriidae
Gene: HAUS6
Product: HAUS augmin-like complex, subunit 6
Exons: 17
Coding region: 1-2703 (900 amino acids)
Biological process (GO): spindle assembly
Cellular component (GO): HAUS complex; mitotic spindle microtubule
Molecular function (GO): microtubule binding
Source: RefSeq, a predicted model, not a curated record